CUCGCGGAUGGCGUCUCGUGCACGCGACCUUGCGGUCCGUCGAUCUAUAUACGCCGUUCGCUCGCCCCGUCCCGUCUCCAGCAGUCUCGCUCGCUCGCUCGCCUUUCCCCACCUCCCCCCUCGUCGCCGCGGCGCCCGCCAGCUAGGGUUUCGUGCCCCCGCGCCCCGAUCCGCCAUGUCGAAGCAAGGAGGGAAGGCCAAGCCGCUCAAGGCGCCCAAGGUAGACAAGAAAGAGUACGACGAGUCUGAUCUUGCGUAUCUGCAGAAGAAGAAAGAGGAGGAAAAGGCACUGAAGGAUCUGAAGGCCAAGGCACAGAAGGGUGCAAUCGGAGGCUCUGGCUUGAAGAAAAGCGGGAAGAAAUGAGUCUGUUAUGUGUAUCUGUGAUACUUGGGAAAUGAUAAACCUCCUGCCAAUAUGUGUGGUCUUUGGCCAUAUGUGAUUGUGACAAAACUAGUGGUUCUGUGUUAGUAAUGCUGCAGUUGGUUGCUUGAUCCGAAAAGAUGAUGUUGGCUAUGAUGCAGGUGGUUCUAUGAUAAUAACAAGGCAUUCUAAGAUGUUAUCUCAAAUUUUCGGUGCUAA
Molecule: messenger RNA, 580 nt
Organism: Panicum virgatum (switchgrass)
Lineage: Eukaryota; Viridiplantae; Streptophyta; Magnoliopsida; Poales; Poaceae
Product: translation machinery-associated protein 7
Exons: 4
Coding region: 8-364 (118 amino acids)
Source: RefSeq, a predicted model, not a curated record